AUGGCGUUCUUUCUGCUUAGUUCCCACAAACCGGUCCAAGGACUGCCUCCUGCAGCUGAUGGCCAUCUGGGUUCGGGACACUCAGAGGCUACAAGGACAAUCGCUGACUUAGGCAUUUUGAAUGUUUUGUCAGAAGCCCAGCUAAUAGACUACAAGAGGUUCACUAUACUUUGUGUAUGCAAUUUUCUAGUUCGUAAUGCAGUGGGAGCAGCGUUAUCUGGAAAUGUGUACGUCGUCGACUGUGGCCAGAUAAAUCAGCUACCCACUCUCAUUUACACCUUCCAAGGGUUUGAACUGAGUCUACUCCCCGAACAAUAUGUUCAAGAAAGGGAGACGCGCGGACCGACUCAGUGUUUCAGUUCGAUCGUUUCAGAUCCAGGAAUAAGAAACGAAGACAUGGUUUUGGGAAUGUCUUCCAUGGAACACUUUUUGACGAUGUUUGAUCAAGAAACGAAAAGUGUGGGAUUCCAACCGAGGCUCUGUUGA
Molecule: messenger RNA, 486 nt
Organism: Opisthorchis viverrini
Lineage: Eukaryota; Metazoa; Platyhelminthes; Trematoda; Opisthorchiida; Opisthorchiidae
Exons: 3
Coding region: 1-486 (161 amino acids)
Source: RefSeq, a predicted model, not a curated record